Molecule: messenger RNA, 1644 nt
Organism: Triticum urartu
Lineage: Eukaryota; Viridiplantae; Streptophyta; Magnoliopsida; Poales; Poaceae
Cellular component (GO): Golgi apparatus
Source: RefSeq, a predicted model, not a curated record
GAAAAAAUAGACAUUUGCGCACAACCUUGCCCCUCUAUCGCUCUGUCGGUCCCCCCUCCCUCCCAUGGCGAUCCCCUACCGGAUCACCGGCGGCCACAGCCGGCGGAGCCCGCUGCCGCUGCCCACCGCGAGGGCAAUCCUCGCCGCUGUCAUCACCGGGGCGGUCCUCUCCAUCCUCUGCGUCCUCUCAUUCACCCACUCCUUCUCCUACCUGGGGUUCCAGCCCAGGAGCGUCGACAAGCGGGAGAGCAGCCGCAAGUACCUCUACUGGGGCGCCCGCAUCGACUGCCCCGGCAAGCACUGCAGCUCCUGCGCCGGCCUCGGCCACCAGGAGUCCAGCCUCCGCUGCGCCCUCGAGGAGGCCCUCUUCCUCGACAGAAUAUUUGUCAUGCCCUCGAGGAUGUGCCUUAGUUCAGUGCACAACACAAAGGGGAUAAUUGAUUCAAGCAACGCAACUUCAAAUCCAAGAUGGGAAACGAGCUAUUGUGCAAUGGAAUCCUUAUAUGAUAUAGACCUCAUAUCGAAGACUGUACCUGUUGUUUUGGACAAUCCGCGUUCAUGGUAUGGGAUAGUAUCGAGAAGUACAAAACUAGGAGAAGGAGACGUAGUGCACGUGCAAGGAGUUAGCAGAGAUGAACUCAAAGAUAAUCCACUUUACUCAGAUGCUCUUCUUGUAAACCGCACUGCAAGUCCUCUUGCUUGGUUUAUGGAGUGCAAGGAUCGGACCAAGCGUACCUCUGUGAUGUUACCAUACACUUUUCUGCCAACUAUGCCAGCUAGAAAACUGAGAGUUGCAGCACGUAAGAUAAAAGAGAUCCUUGGUGAAUAUGAUGCUAUUCAUGUCAGACGGGGUGACCUACUGAAGAAUAGGAAAGAUAGAUUUGGUGUUGAGAGGAGCCUUCAUCCUCAUCUGGACAGAGAUACCCGCCCUGAGUUCAUCAAAAGAAGAAUCGCAAAGUGGAUUCCAAAAGGUCGCACUCUUUUCAUUGCUUCAAAUGAAAGGACACCAGGCUUCUUCUCGCCUCUAUCAGACAGGUACAAGUUGGCAUACUCAUCUAACUUCAGUAGCAUAUUGGAGCCAAUAAUCGAGAACAAUUACCAGUUAUUCAUGGUGGAAAGGUUAAUCAUGCAAGGAGCAAAGACAUUUGUGAAGACAAUGAAAGAGCUGGAUAGUGAUCUUGCCCUCUGCGACGACCCCAAAAAGAACACCAAAAACUGGGAAGUACCAGUUUACACUAGAUGACCUGCGUGAAUCUGUCAUUGACAUUAAUGGUUAGAAACGAUGACCUGCUCUCCUUACCAUGAGACAUAAUUGUCUCACAUAGACACGGCAAAAUGUUUGGAUAUAUGCAGUUGAUUACACACACUCUAGCCUGUACUGAGCUGCUGAUCCACCUGCUAUAUGUUUGUAAUAUCCAGACAAGAUAUAUCUUUGUAGUUGGGACCAGAAGAGAGAUUACGACUUAUUUUUGGUGUUGUAUACUGAUCUUGCUGGAUCUGUCAGCUAAGAAAACAAAUACACUACAUCAUACAACUACACUUUUGUUGCGUUACCUUGUUGUCUGUACUUGAUCAUUUUUUGCAAAAUGUUAUCUGAACAUGUAUAUAUUUACUUGGAAUUAUAUUGCUCCCUCUUUCCCUAAA